CAGGUCUCGGGCCCUCAGGCGGAGCGGCGGGCGCCGGACCCCAGGCGGGCGGCGGGCACCGAGUCACCAGGCACGACAGUGGGCUCCGAGUCAACUGGUAUGACCGCGGGGCACUGGGUCAGACAUUGGAUCGUCUGGCUGGACAGCGGGCAUCGGGUCACCAGGCAUCAGGUCAUUUGGCUCGACAGCGGGCACCGCGUCAUCUGGCAAGGCAGUGGGCUCCGAGUCAACUGGUAUGACCGCGGGCACUGGGUCAGACAUUGGAUCGUCUGGCUGGACAGCGGGCAUCGGGUCACCAGGCAUCAGGUCAUUUGGCUCGACAGCGGGCACCGCGUCAUCUGGCAAGGCAGUGGGCUCCGAGUCAACAGGCACGACAGUGGGCAC
Messenger RNA from Staurois parvus, 384 nucleotides. The record is from the annotation of a GenBank genome assembly. Lineage: Eukaryota; Metazoa; Chordata; Amphibia; Anura; Ranidae.